UUCUGGAUCCAAACUGAUAUAUAUUUCGGCCCACCAAUUCCUUAGUUGUACCCAUCGCAGGGCUUCUACCCCUUUCCAUCGGCGUGAACUUUCCAUCUCUCCGGCGAACUCCUCUGUGAUCUCUUUCUCCGGCAAAAUCAGAUUUUAACAGCAAAGGUCGCCCUGUCAAGCAUGGGGAAAACAACCUCUCGUGGAGAUGCAGCCAGUCGAGCUGAACGUAAAUUCGAAAAGAAGCUGGAGUUCUAUUCUAAGGUUAGACAGACAGUUGCUUCGUUAUCUACCCAGAAGGCUAUUGCUAAGAAGAAGAAAGUAAGAAGCAGGACAAAGAAAUUGAAGGCUUAUGAUCUUUCUACACUUACAGAGUUUCUCCCCGAGUUGAAAGCCUCUCAGCAACCAAAACCUGUAGAGUUCAAGUUGAAAAGUAAAACUAGGAAAAAUUUAGUGUUGAAGGAAGGCAAUCAAUUACAAGCAGUUAUUAAUCAUCCUGCUUUCCAGUCAGAUCCAUUAGGUGCCAUUCAUCAACAUCUGCAAAGCACACAGCCUACUGUGGAUGAAAAGCCAAAAAUAAGAGAAAAUAAAAAUGGAAAUAGGAAAGGAAAAAAGAAAUCUAAAGCGUCAGCCGGGCUACAGUCGAUGGAGAUCUAAUGUGCUCUUAAACUUUUUCUUUUCGUUUUUUCUGCAUCUCCUGGCAAGGAAAUACCCCAUUUUGGUUUGUUGGUCUGUGUUCGUAUUGCUAUGUUGUGAAUAGGGCCACAGUAAGGGGAGUUGGCAAAUUACUUUUGGGAUCCUGGUUAAGAGCAUGAGAGAUAGCUAUAAGUAGAAGGUGCAGAUAUUCCAUUAGGGCUAUGCUAAGGCUUGUGUUAUUUCCUUUUCAUUAGUUUUUUUUUUUUGUAAUAGUAAUCUUGAACCUCUGUUUUCUAUUUUCCUUUUGCUCUUUGGUUACUAAAGUUGAUCUGUUGAUGAACAAUUUGCUUGUAAGUUCCUUUUAUUGAUCAAUACAAAGCACACUUUGUUA
Molecule: messenger RNA, 1015 nt
Organism: Solanum dulcamara
Lineage: Eukaryota; Viridiplantae; Streptophyta; Magnoliopsida; Solanales; Solanaceae
Exons: 6
Coding region: 172-645 (157 amino acids)
Biological process (GO): maturation of SSU-rRNA from tricistronic rRNA transcript (SSU-rRNA, 5.8S rRNA, LSU-rRNA)
Cellular component (GO): preribosome, small subunit precursor; nucleolus; 90S preribosome
Source: RefSeq, a predicted model, not a curated record